This is a messenger RNA of Mangifera indica (mango), 1933 nucleotides long. RefSeq lists its product as uncharacterized. The record is from RefSeq and is a predicted model, not a curated record. Lineage: Eukaryota; Viridiplantae; Streptophyta; Magnoliopsida; Sapindales; Anacardiaceae. Bases 296 to 1618 code for a protein of 440 amino acids. The transcript has a single exon.
CAUCCCCACCCACCAAAAUCCCAAAAAAGAAAGGGAAAAAAAUUGCAUUAAAAAAACCAAACCAAACCAUUAACAUCAUCAUCAUCUCCUUCUUUGUAUUAAUUUCUUGUGUUCUCUCUUGAUUCCUACCUACCACCGCAACCACCACCUCAACUGUAUCUCCUUCUCUCUCUUCCAUGCUUUUCCUUCAAUUCAUAGAUUGAUUAUUUUCUUUCUUACUCAACUACCCACCAUUGCAAAAAUCAUUACUCUAUUUGUUUUCUCUUAAUUUGUUUCUUUCCUUUCUUUGAUUGAGAUGGAGUCCUUCAAUCAAUCAACCGGGUUUAGAUACAUCCGGGAAUCUACUGCAAUUGAAGAAUCAAACAUCGAUUCUGAAUUUUCAGGAAUUCUUGAAAUCUAUGUUCAUCACGCCAGGAACAUUCACAACAUUUGUAUCUAUGACAACCAGGACGUAUAUGCAAAAUUUUCCCUCACAUACAACCCAGAUGAAACAACCUCCACUCAGAUCAUCAAUGGCGGUGGCAAGAACCCUGAUUUCAAUGAAAAAUUAGUAGUGAAAGUUUCCCAACUUGAUGCCGUUCUCAAAUGUGAAAUUUGGAUGCUUAGUCGAGCCAGAACUUACAUGGAAGAUCAGCUUCUAGGAUUUGCUCUGGUUCCAAUUUCACAAAUACGUGGCAAAGGAAAAGUCACUCAGGAUUAUAAUCUUUCUUCCACUGAUCUUUUUCCUUCCCCCGCUGGUACUGUCAAAUUAACUCUUGCUUUAUCCGCCAAUGCUUUCCCUGAAUCAACUAAUAAUAAAUCGAUUUCUUCCGAAGUUGUGUUGCUUGAUCGGAAGAUUUCUGAAGUUCUCCUUGAUCCGGUUGAGUAUUCCAGGAUUGAAUUUCCUGAUAUCAGUGUUGUCAGAGAGAAUCAGCAGAUGGUUUCGGAGUACUUCGAUGGGCUGAAGUCCAGGCCUGAUUCGGAAGGGAUUGCAUGCUUUCUUCAUCUUGGCGCAUCUCCACAGCCCGUGGAUGAUUAUGAAAUGACAAUAAAUUCUUCUGAUGAGACUCCAGGCGGAUCCAUUUCUUCCAAUGGAAGCAUCCGAAAUUCAUGUUUCUUGAGUUCCACGGCUACUAGCUUAAGCGAUGAUAGGAUUUCAGCUGAUUCGGUCGAGAAGAAGAGUCGUCUGAGAGGCGAAUCUUCGAUCUCGCUCAACGUGUCGAUCACGAAUGAGACUAAUCAGAGCUCAGGAGCAAGUCCGGAGACUCCAACUUCUAAGAAAGGAAGCGAGGUUAAGGAUGAAAAAGAUGGUAAUUUCUCAAGCAAGGAAGAGGGAAAAAACCAGGAAGGAAACGGCAUAAAUUCUGCAAAAUUCGGUCAAGUAUUUUCAGCUCCUUUAGGGAACAUCAAUCUUGAGGCAGAGCAGUCUGCAAUGCAGCAACAGAUAGUGGACAUGUACAUGAGAAGUAUGCAACAAUUUACAGAAUCUCUGGCAAAGAUGAAGCUACCAAUGAAUCUAGACAAGCCUGAAAUUUCCGAGGAUCGUGGAGAUGUCAUUCGAAAUCACAACAAUAAACUAGAGAUCGAGAAGAAAAAGGAUGGAUCACGUGUGUUCUAUGGUAGCCGGGCGUUUUUCUAAUGGCUAAUCGAUUCUGCUAAAUGUCUACUAAGUAUAAGGUUUUCGAGUUUAAUUUAUGAAAACUUUCGUGUUUCCCUCGGCUUCUUUGUUGGCAUUUAUCAUAGAUUUUAAUCGAUUUAGUUUCGGUUUAACCCAUUAAUAUUUUACAGAUUCAGUCAAGUUGUUUCAGAUUCACGGCAAUUUGAUUGCCAGUGAAACAAUAACAAUAUUUUCUGUAAACAUUAGCUUCAUAAAAAGCUCAGGAUUUCGGCUCUUCUGUUUGCUCAUGUACCAAAUAUUUCCUGUAAAUAAUAAUAUUCCAAGCUUUGUGUUUCA